Molecule: messenger RNA, 1618 nt
Organism: Chionomys nivalis (European snow vole)
Lineage: Eukaryota; Metazoa; Chordata; Mammalia; Rodentia; Cricetidae
Gene: Rpusd3
Product: RNA pseudouridine synthase D3
Exons: 9
Coding region: 23-1069 (348 amino acids)
Biological process (GO): pseudouridine synthesis
Molecular function (GO): pseudouridine synthase activity; RNA binding
Source: RefSeq, a predicted model, not a curated record
UGCGCCUGUGCUUGCUCUGGGGAUGGGAGCCUUGCGUGUUUGGCAUUGGGUUUCGGGGACCUGGCGGCCCGGGUUCGUAGCUGGCGUACGGCGGAGAGAUGCAGGCUUCGGCACCAAGGCCGGGCGUCGGCCUCAACCUCAAGCUUCCAGCAAGAGCAAGGACCCAGUGGAUGACCAGCCCUUCCCGGGGCUUCUGCGGACAGAGAACCUCGGCGUGGAAGAGCUGGUUGACGUGCUGAAGGCAGCUGUGGUAGAUCAGAAAGGACCUCUGGUGACACUGAACAAGCCACAGGGUCUGCCUGUGACAGGUAUGGGCACAGGGAGACCCGGGGAGCUGACGUUGCUUUCUGUGCUGCCACAGCUGAGCCAGGCCCUGGGGCUUGGACACCGGGAGCUCCAGGUUGUGCGAGCACCUGGAAAGGAGGCCUCUGGGCUUGUGCUCCUCUCCAGCUGUCCCCAGACAGCAAGCCGCCUGCAGAAGUUCUUCGCUCACUCCAGGAGAAGCCAGAGGCCCACAGCCACCUACUGUGCCAUCACUGAUGGCAUCCCUGAGCCUUCUGAGGGGACUGUCAGCGUGGCUCUGAAGCUGGAACGCGUGGAUGGCAUUGAUCUUGCAGUCCCAGCGGCAUCCCCAUCUCGAAAGGACAUCCUAGAAGGUGUCAAGAGGACCCUCAGCCAUUUUCACGUGAUGGCCACAGGCUGUGGCUGUGCCCUGGUCCAGCUGCAGCCACUGACAGUGUUUCCCAGUCAACUGCAGGUGCACAUGGCUCUGCAGCUCUGCCCGGUGCUUGGAGACCACACCUGUGCUGCUCGAGUGGGCACUGUUCUGGGCCAGCGCUUUCUGUGGCCAGCCACGACCACCAAACCCCAGAUACAGGUCCUGGAUGAAGCUCUCCUCAAACGCCUCCGCCUGAGUCCUUCCCAGGUGGCCCAGAUGCCCUUGCACCUGCACCUGCACCGCCUCCUCCUCCCAGGCACCAGAUCCAGGGACCCUCCCAGUGAACUUCUGGCGCCCGUGCCCUCUUACUUCUCUCGGACCCUGCAGUGCCUGCGGCUCUCCCAAAAAUAGACAGCGUUUGACCCCCAAUUGGAAAAUGGAAAGAGGAAGAGCUGUGACCCACGUCAUGGACAGUGGGGUUGGUGCUGAGCACAGCCAAGGUCCUGGGCUCCUUAGUCUGCCAAUCUAAGAUCAAAUCCCAGUUAGGCUACUUGCUUGCUGUGUGGCGUUGGGCAGUUGACUUUCCUCUGGACUUAAUAAAAGUCCUACCUCAUAAGCCUGCUUUUGAAGAUUUACUGAGAAAGCAAAUGUUAACCAGGGACUGUGCUCUGCUCAAGUGAACAGCGGCCAGGUCUGGAGGUGGCAUCUGCCCUACUCCUAGCCAGGAGGAGCUUUGUUUGACUUUUGAGACUGGGCCUCUCUGUGUAUCCCUGGCUGGACUGGAGCUCAGAGAUCCACCUGCCUCUGCCUUCCGAGUACUGGGGGCCAGGCAUGAACCACUGUAUCUGCAUGAGCUCUUCCAACUUUGAUUUCAACACCCAGCUCCCCUCCCCAACCUGCCCAGGACACAGACACAGGCUACAGAUAGUGCUGGCAGCUAAUGCUCUGCAGGUAGGAAAU